Molecule: messenger RNA, 652 nt
Organism: Daldinia loculata
Lineage: Eukaryota; Fungi; Ascomycota; Sordariomycetes; Xylariales; Hypoxylaceae
Exons: 1
Coding region: 59-316 (85 amino acids)
Source: RefSeq, a predicted model, not a curated record
AUGGCUUCGUAGCCUCUCCCAUUGUUGUUUUAGGAAAAUAUGUAGGUUCUAAUACGGUAUGUCGCAUACCCAUAGCCAAAACGCCAGCCUUGCUACGAAUUCUCCCCUAAUGUAUUUGGUUGUAUUUCUACAAGUUUGUUUUUAUUCCUUUGCCCGCCCUGUAUCCAUGCGAGAAGCUCGUAAUUAUCGAAGGGACGUCGGUUUGCAGCCUGGUAUGAGUCAUGGGUAUUGUUUUAUCGUUUUAGUUGGUGUUACUGUCCUGUCCGACUUUACUCUGCCAAAGCCUCGGGUGUAUUCGAUAGACUAUCGGCUCUAGCUGUUACGCGAUUCUAGCUUGGUAUUGUUUGAUGCCCAUCGAAUUCGUAGCAAGUACUCGAGAAACACGGCAAGGAGGUAUUUGCUCGACGCCAUCGAAUUUACUUUACUGUCGAGACGAUGGGGCGGGAGUUUGGCUUCGAAUUGGAACGUACGCGUCCGUCCGUGGGAGAGCACCGGGAGCGCGCUGUGGUAUUAGCUAUUACCCUAGAUCGCAAAAAACAUCAAUAGACUCUAGGCUACCCAAGUAAGCAUUAAGUUUGCAUCUGUGACCUUCGAGCGCCGUGUAUCUGAGGUAUAGAAUCUAACAAUCCCAGGUAGAAUUUGCCGACGAAGU